GAGGGAAUUCCGGGAGGGGCGGGUUCGCCGGUAGGGGCGGCGCUUCCGGGCAGCGGCGCAGGUGGGUCCCGGCGCUGCGCGCCCCCCAGCUCGCAGCCCCCGCGCACCGGGAGCUCGGCCCGGUGAGCGCCGGCACCGCCCCGCACCCCCGGGAACACCGCGAGCCUGCACCUGCGUUCCAGCGGUGCUCCCGCCCCGGCUGUGCCCCGGACGCCCUCCCCAAACACCCGGGCCGUGCCCCUGACCCCCAGCCCGGGUCCAGCCCCCGUACCCCAGCUCGCCCCGUCUGCGGCACCCACGUGGGGAGUGUCACUGCCCCGGCCUGGCAGACUUUGCCCCUGGCACUCGGAGCAGGGUUUGCCCUCCCUGCCGCCUCUCCGUGCUGACCCCAGGGGCCCUGAGCCCCGCCGGAGGAACACCGACGCCCGUAGUGAGGUGGACUAAAGGCCGGGCCGCCCGCAGCCCUGUGAUGUGACUGGCAGCGCGGGGCUCGGCGGUGUCCCCGGGCGCUGCUGAGGCCAUGCUCAGGCUGCGCCUGCUGACGUGGGACGUGAAGGACACGCUGCUGCGGCUGCGGCAGCCCGUGGGCCAGAGCUACGCGGCCGAGGCCCGGGCCCACGGGCUGCAGGUGCAGCCCGAGGCUCUGGGGCGCUCCUUCCGGGAGGUGUACGGAGCCCAGAGCCGGCGCUUCCCCAACUACGGCCACGGCCAGGGGCUCAGCUCCCGGCAGUGGUGGCUGGAUGUUGUCAAACAGAGCUUCAGGCUCUCGGGCGUGCAGGACGAGGCAGCCCUGACGAAGCUGGCAGAAAAGCUCUACCGCGACUACUGCAGCUCCAACACCUGGGAGGUGCUGCCGGGAGCGGCCGAGACCCUGAGCCGCUGCCGCCAGCUCGGCUUCCGCAUGGGAAUCGUCUCCAACUUCGACAGCCGGCUGGAAGCCAUCCUCUCGCACUGCAACCUGCGGCACCACUUCGAGUUCGUGCUCACCUCCGAGGCCGCGGGCUUCGCCAAGCCGGACGGGAGGAUCUUCGAGCAGGCGCUGCGGCUCGGCGGGGCCCGCCCCGAGCAGGCGGCUCACAUCGGGGAUGACUACAGCCGGGAUUACCGGGCGGCCCGGGCCGCGGGCAUGCACAGCUUCCUGCUGCGGGCCGCCGGGCAGGGCGAGGGGCCCGAGGUGCCCCCCGAGCACGUCCUGCCCACGCUGAGCCACCUCCUGGCUCGCAUCGAGAAGGAGUAGCUGCGGUUCGGAGGGGUCCAGUGCUGCUGCCAGUGCUGAACUGUCCUGACAUGAGAUUUCUUGCUGCUAGGUGGGCAGGGAAGAGCAGCAAGUCCGAGCUGCCUAUGGAGCAGGAGGAGUGUUCAUGCAAUAAAACAUUUCUGAUGCCCAGCA
This is a messenger RNA of Motacilla alba alba, 1390 nucleotides long. RefSeq names its product haloacid dehalogenase like hydrolase domain containing 3 (gene HDHD3). The record is from RefSeq and is a predicted model, not a curated record. The coding region runs from base 521 to 1237 and encodes 238 amino acids. The transcript has a single exon. NCBI's taxonomy places the organism in Eukaryota, Metazoa, Chordata, Aves, Passeriformes, Motacillidae.